CAGGACAGCCGUGGGCCACGGGGGCUGUGCGCAGGGACUCCGGAGCUGGUGGGCCCGGGCCGUGCCCUCGGGAGCAGGGAGGCAGCAGGGCCGGGGCACCCCUGCCCGAGGGUGGGGACACAGACCUGCCUUGGAGCUGCCGGUGCCUGCGGGGCCUCCAGUCAGCAGAGGGGCCAAAGGCCACCAGCCCCUGCUCUGGGGGACUCGGGGCCUCUGCCACACCUGGCCACCUGGGCGCCCCACCCGUCUACCCCCAGCUCUUCCCUCGGACCCGCCCUAGGACGGCGGUGCUGAGCGCGGGGCCCUGCGCGCGGCCCUGAGGCGCCAUGGGGCUGCUGGCCUUCCUGAAGACGCAGUUCGCGGUGCACCUGCUCAUCGGCUUCGUGUUCGUGGGCAGCGGGCUGCUCAUCAACCUGCUGCAGCUCUGCACCCUGCCGCUCUGGCCGCUGCACAAGCAGCUGUACCGCAGGCUUAACUGCCGCCUGGCCUACUCGCUCUGGAGCCAGCUGGUGAUGCUGCUGGAGUGGUGGUCUUGCACGGAGUGCACCCUCUUCACGGACGAGGCCACGCUGCGGCGCUUCGGCAAGGAGCACGUGGUCAUCAUCCUCAAUCACAACUUCGAGAUCGACUUCCUGUGUGGCUGGACCAUGUGCGAGCGCUUCGGCGUGCUGGGGAGCUCCAAGGUGCUGGCCAAGCGGGAGCUGCUUUGUGUGCCCCUCAUCGGCUGGACCUGGUACUUCCUGGAGAUCGUCUUCUGCAAACGCAAGUGGGAGGAGGACCGCGACACGGUGGUGCGGGGCCUGCGACGUCUGGCCGACUACCCUGAGCACAUGUGGUUCCUGCUGUACUGCGAGGGGACGCGCUUCACGGAGAAGAAGCACCGAGUCAGCAUGGAGGUGGCUGCCACCAAGGGGCUGCCCGCCCUUAAGUACCACCUGCUGCCCCGUACCAAGGGCUUCACCACUGCUGUGCAGUGCCUGCGGGGGACAGUCUCCGCUGUCUACGACGUCACACUGAACUUCCGGGGGAACAAGAACCCGUCCCUGCUGGGGAUCCUCUACGGGAAAAAAUACGAAGCCGACAUGUGUGUGAGGCGGUUCCCUCUGGAGGACAUCCCGCUGGAGGAGAAGGAGGCUGCCCAGUGGCUGCACAGGCUGUACCAGGAGAAGGACGCACUGCAGGAGUCCUACAAGCAGACGGGCACCUUCCCGGGGCAGCAGUUCCGGCCGGCGCGGCGGCCCUGGACGCUGCUCAACUUCCUGUUCUGGGCCACGGUGCUCCUGUCCCCGCUGUUCAGCUUCGUGCUGGGCGUCUUCGCCAGCGGCUCUCCCCUCCUCAUCCUCGCCUUCCUGGGCUUCGUGGGGGCAGCUUCUUUCGGGGUCCGCCGGCUCAUCGGGGUCACGGAGAUCGGGAAAGGCUCGAGCUACGGAGACCAGGAGGCGAAGAAGAACUGAGCAGGCCCGGCCGGCCCCAGCGGGCGUCCCCAGCGGCCCGUAACCCCAUUAAACUGACGCGACGGCCAGCGGAACAGACACGUAGAAACUAUUUUUCUUAUUAACUGCUGACUAACGGCGACCAAUAAAACCUUAGUCACGAGCAAA
This is a messenger RNA of Erinaceus europaeus (western European hedgehog), 1601 nucleotides long. RefSeq names its product 1-acylglycerol-3-phosphate O-acyltransferase 3 (gene AGPAT3). NCBI's taxonomy places the organism in Eukaryota, Metazoa, Chordata, Mammalia, Eulipotyphla, Erinaceidae. Bases 327 to 1454 code for a protein of 375 amino acids. The record is from RefSeq and is a predicted model, not a curated record. Gene Ontology annotation, molecular function: 1-acylglycerol-3-phosphate O-acyltransferase activity. The transcript is spliced from 9 exons. Gene Ontology annotation, cellular component: endoplasmic reticulum; endomembrane system.